Molecule: messenger RNA, 435 nt
Organism: Leptidea sinapis
Lineage: Eukaryota; Metazoa; Arthropoda; Insecta; Lepidoptera; Pieridae
Gene: Sf3b5
Product: splicing factor 3B subunit 5
Exons: 1
Coding region: 135-392 (85 amino acids)
Biological process (GO): mRNA splicing, via spliceosome
Cellular component (GO): U2 snRNP; precatalytic spliceosome
Source: RefSeq, a predicted model, not a curated record
GACAACAUAAGUAUUUGUUUUCACUUUCAGCUGUUUUGUUUUGUUUCUCAUUUAGGGUUAACGUUAUAGCGGUUAUACCUGUAAUAAUUGAUUAUUUAUUUUAUUAACUGUGUAAUAUUCAAGUUUGAUCCAAAAUGGGUGAACGUUAUAAUAUUCACAGUCAACUGGAACACCUUCAAAGUAAAUACAUUGGUACAGGACACGCAGACACAACAAAAUAUGAAUGGCUUACAAAUCAACAUAGAGAUUCAUGCUGUAGUUACAUGGGUCAUCCAGAUUUAUUAAGUUAUUUUGCCAUUGUUGAAAAUGAAUCUAAAGCAAGAGUUAAAUUCAAUUUAAUGGAGAAAAUGUUGCAGCCCUGUGGACCACCCCCAGAAAAACCAGAAGAUUAAUAAUGAUAAGAUAAAAGUAAUAUACAUAAGAAUCUUAAAAUUU